Lodderomyces oxycetoniae is the source of this 981-nucleotide messenger RNA. Its product is annotated as ubiquitin-protein ligase peroxin 10. The record is from RefSeq and is a predicted model, not a curated record. The transcript is spliced from 2 exons. Gene Ontology annotation, molecular function: zinc ion binding. Gene Ontology annotation, cellular component: peroxisomal membrane. Gene Ontology annotation, biological process: protein import into peroxisome matrix. Bases 1 to 981 code for a protein of 326 amino acids. NCBI's taxonomy places the organism in Eukaryota, Fungi, Ascomycota, Pichiomycetes, Serinales, Debaryomycetaceae.
AUGAGUAAAAAUCGACAGUUACCAUUUGCAGAUGCCGCUACAAUAGUUAGGGCGCAUCAGAAGGAUGCUUACUUUGAGUCAUCUUAUAGGACUCAUUUACAAGAUUUUUUCCAAAUCUUUAAAGGUCAGCGGUUUAUAAAUGAGUUUUCUCAAGAAAUUACUGUUUUGGCUAAAGCUUUAUACGUGGCAUUGACUACUGUUAUUGGUGCAAGAACUUUGGGCGAAGAGUAUGUUGAUUUGGUGUAUGUGACAAAGUCAGGAAGAAAGUUGCCCAAGAUUCUACCGAGAGUUGGAUUCUUGUUAUCAUAUGCCCUUGUUCCAUACUUUAUCAACAAAUUGAUCAAAUACAUCAAGGUGAGAAAAGAGAAUGAUAAGGAUAAAGAUAAGGAUAAGGAUCACUGGCUAUUUAAGUUUUUAUCCAACUACUUUGAUGUCUUGGACACUAUAACAAACUUGCACAUUGCUAUAUUCUACUUUAAAGGUGAAUUUUACUCAAUUCUGAAAAGAAUCUUUGGAUUACGUUAUGCAUACGGUCACCACAAAGAACCAGAAAAGAUGCAGAGGGGGAACUAUUCGCUUCUAGGCGGGUUGAUAAUUGUUCAGUUCAUUGUCAAAAUCUUGAUGAAUUUAAAGGAGUACAAUAAUAAUUUAAUCAGCAAACAUAAUGAAAAACAAAUUGUAGACAAGAUUGAUGAAACCAAUAAGGAGACAAAGAUAUUCAAUAUAGCCCAGUUAAAUCAAUUGAGUGAUAAUUUCGAUGAAAAGUUGUUGAUAAACUUGGCAGAUGAGUCGCAAUUGCCAUAUUUACAAGAUACUUCGAGAAAUUGUAUGCUAUGUUUAUCUCCUAUGGUAUCACCUGCAGCAGCAAAUUGUGGACACUUGUAUUGCUGGGACUGUAUAGUCGAUUGGGUUAGAGAGAAUCCCGAGUGUCCCUUGUGUAGACAACAAUGUUUAGAACAACAUUUACUUCCAUUGAGAUGA